This is a messenger RNA of Sarcophilus harrisii (Tasmanian devil), 4079 nucleotides long. RefSeq names its product gastrula zinc finger protein XlCGF57.1-like. Gene Ontology annotation, biological process: regulation of DNA-templated transcription. NCBI's taxonomy places the organism in Eukaryota, Metazoa, Chordata, Mammalia, Dasyuromorphia, Dasyuridae. The transcript is spliced from 4 exons. The coding region runs from base 771 to 2735 and encodes 654 amino acids. Gene Ontology annotation, molecular function: RNA polymerase II cis-regulatory region sequence-specific DNA binding; DNA-binding transcription factor activity, RNA polymerase II-specific. The record is from RefSeq and is a predicted model, not a curated record.
AGAAACAGCCCCCCUCCUACCUGGGAUAUCCGGAAAUGCUCAUUCUGGGGAGGGGGGACCCCAGGUUUUCCUUUCCGCUUCCGUGUUCUUUUUAUAGCAAGUUCUUUCUGUCUGGACUUCUAUCUAGGUGAGUGUCAGUCUCACGGUUCCCGGGAAGCUGAGCCCGGCCCGGGGACCCAGAUGCCGGGUCUCACGCUGUGGUCGUGACCCAGGCCCAGGGCCUGCUCCCCCUCCUACCAUCCCUCCCCCAGGUUCAGAGGAAAGAGCCCGGGAGAUUCUCUCUAGCAUUUGUACCGAUCUCCCCCCACCCCAAUCCCCCUGUACCGACUUCCCCUUGUCACCGACCCCGGUCCCCACCUUGUACCAACCCCCUCCCUCCUUGUACUGACCCCGUCCCUCCUCCGACCUGGAGGAUGCGGGGGCUGCCUGGCACUAGCUCUCGGUCCCCCCAGCACGACAGCUGGCAUCUUUACCCAUGGGGAGUGGGGGGAAGCUCUGGGAGAUCUCUCCUUGGAGAGCAAGUUUUAGGGGCAGGCUCCUCGUAUCCCGCACGUUGCUCUGCUAAAAUCCCUGAAUUUGGAGGAUUUGGAUGUGAGGUCCUGCCUGGCUGCUGGAGAUCUGCGCUCUGAGACCCGCAGCCACCAAAGAAACCUGUGAUCUUGUGAUUUCUGCAGAAGCCACCAAGUCUGGUCCCGUUCUGGGGGGUUGCUUAUGUUUCCUUUCCCCUGCUCAGCUGCCUUCUGAAGCCCCUUGUUUCCUGAAGGGCUGCUAUGAUCCCCGGGGCCAGCUUCCAGGGAUCAGUGACCUUCAAGGAUGUGGCUGUGGAAUUCACCCGGGAGGAGUGGAAGCACCUGGGCCCCGCUCAGAGAAACCUGUUCAGGGAUGUGAUGCUGGAGAACUACAGGAACCUCGUCUCCCUGGGACUUUCAAUUGACAAGCCAGAUGUCAUCCUUCACUUGGAAAAAGGUGAUGCAACAUGGAUAAUAGAGCAGGAAAUCUCAAGAAGCACUUGCCCAGUGUGCUUUAAGCCAGGCACUAUAUGUGAAAUAAUGGAGCCAAUUCCCAAGCAAGACAUUUCUGUUGGAAAGUUAUCCAAGGAACAACUUUACAAAGAUGGUGUCUUUAAUUCCAAAUUUGGAAAAUCUUGGGAAUGUGAUAUUAGAUUAGAGUACCAGGAAAGAAGUCAUAUAAAACAAUCCCAGCAACUUAUAAUCAACUGCAGAAAUACUUCUACUAACUUUAAUGCCAGUAAAUAUGAUGAAUUUAGAAAAGACUUCAAUCUGGGUCCAACUUUGGGACAAAGUCUGCAGAAAUGUGAGAUACAUAGAAAGAACUUUAAACAAGGUUUAGAUGAAAGUAAACAUAUUGAAAACUUUUUUGUGAAGAAGCUUUGUAAGUAUAAUCAGUGUAGGGAGGCAUUCAGUUGUCGUUCAGACAUUAUUCAACAUCACAGGAAAGAUACUGAAGAAAAAUCAAAUGAAUGUUACGAGUGUGGGAAAGUAUUCACUUGUCACUCUUGUUUUGUUCUACAUCAGGGUAUUUGGGUUGAAAAAGAACCCUUUGAAUUUGGUAGAUCCAUUAAUUGGCAUCAACAUAUUACUGAACAGAAAAAAGUUCUUAUGGGAGAAAAACAUUUUAAACGUAAUGAACUUAGAAAAUUGUUUAGUCAUCCCAGAUACCUUGGUGAUCAUAAGAAAAUUCAUACUGGAGAGAAACAGUUUGAAUGUAGUGACUGUGGGAAAUGUUUUACUCAGCGUGGAAACCUUAUUAAACAUAAGCGACUUCAUACAGGAGAGAAACCCUUUAAAUGUAAUUUAUGUGAUAAAUCAUUUAGUUUUCGUGGAUACCUUGAUAGCCAUAAGAGAUUUCACACUGGAGAGAAACCCUUUGAAUGUAACGAAUGUGGGAAAUGCUUUACUCAGAGUGGAGACCUUAUUAAACAUAAGAGAAUUCACACUGGAGAGAAACCAUUUGAAUGUACUGAAUGUGGGAGAUCUUUCAGCAGGAGAGAAGGACUUACUAUACAUAAGAGGAUUCACACUGGAGAGAAACCAUUUGAAUGUAAUGAAUGUGGGAGAUCUUUCAGCAGGAGAGAACGACUUACUACACAUAAGAGGAUUCAUACUGGAGAGAAACCUUUUGAAUGUCACGAAUGUGGGAAAGCCUUUAGCAGAAGAGAACGGCUUACCGCACAUACCAGGAUCCACACUGGAGAGAGACCAUUUGAAUGUAAUGAAUGUGGAAAAUCUUUUAAUCAUCGUGGUGAACUUAUAACACACAAGAGAAUUCAUACUGGAGAAAAACCAUUUGAGUGUAAUCAAUGUGGGAAAUCUUUUAAUCAUCGUGGAGAUCUUACAAAGCAUAAGAGAAUUCAUACUGGCGAGAAACCCUUCAAAUGUCAUGAGUGUGGGAAAUGCUUUCAUCACCGUGGAGGUCUCACUAUGCAUCAGAGAAUUCAUACUGGGGAGAAACCCUUCCAGUGUAAUGAAUGUGGGAAAUGCUUUAGUCAUCAUGGAGGUCUUACCAGGCAUAAGAGAAUUCACACUGGAGAGAAACCCUUUGAAUGCAAUCAGUGUGGAAAAUCUUUUAAUCAAUGUGGAGACCUUACUAGACAUAAGAGAAUACAUACUGGAGAAAAACCCUUUGAAUGUACUGAAUGUGGAAAAUCCUUUAGCUGGAGUCAACAGCUUGCUGCACAUAAGGGAAUUCAUACUGGAGAGAAAUCUUUUCAAUGAAGUUGGAAAUACUUCUGUCCAAAUAGAGGGAAUGCUGAAUUUGGAUUUAGAGAGAAAAUCAGAAUUCAAAAUCCCUGCUCUGUCACUUUUUGUGAUAUGGAGCAGAUCAUUCAGCUUCUCUGGGCAGUCCUUCAGCUAGUAGCAUCAGGAGUUUGUUGAAAAAAUUCAUACCUGAAAGAAAUAAUAUAAUGAUUAUGAAGAGUUCUUUAGAUAGCAUUGAUGCCUUAAUAUACAUGAGUACUUAUAGGCGGUGCUUUGUACAGAUCAGUAGUUUUACUGACUUGUGAAUCACUUUAAAAUAACAUUUAAUAAUAGGUGUAUAAAAUUUCUCUAUGUUAAAACAUAGACUGCAUUAUUGAGUUUUUGCUUUCAUCUUGAAACACACAGAAAGGCCUAAGUUCUGAAUUAUAUGCUCAGGUACAUUCUUCCAUCCUGUGUGAUAGCCUCCUUGGAAGAACCCAUUUGUGUCCCUGAGGGUAUAAAAACUUUUUUUCCUGAGGGGGUAGGGAGGCAUACAACAUGAUUUAGUGUUACCAUUGGUGCAUUAAUGAUUUUAUCAACAUGGCCCAUUACCCAUGGGUAAUGGCCCAACCAUUACCUCUGGUAAUCAGGUUCCUAGAGAUAGUUGUUCAGGAUAAAUACACCCAGGACUUUAAGUAAAUUGCACUUCUUGUAUACUGGUUAAUGAGCGUUUUGAUAAAUGCCAAAGGUAAAUCCUAAUAAAUUUUAUAACUGCUUCUUGUGUAAUCACUAUAUUACUGAAAUGUUGGUUGACUUCUCCAUACAGUUACUGUAAUCUUUGUUUAUCAUAUUGUGAACCUUUAGUUGUGACUUUUGCCUUAACAUUGUCCAGUUUUUGCUGGAGAGAAACUCUCUGAGUGUAGCAAUUGGUUAAAAGCUUUAAGCCACAACGCCAGCAUAAACAAAAGAGUAUUCACAGAAGCUAUUUUGAAGAAUCUGAGGUCAUCAAGUUGAACCCAGAGCUGACCAGUUAGGAUUAGUAUUCACUUAUGGUGCCAUUAAUAUGGUCAUCUGGUCACUCCUUGGAAAGGGAAUCACAAUUUGAAAAAUUCCCUUCAACAUUUAGAUAGUUGUAAUUGUCAGGAAACUUUUCCUUACAUAAAACUUCACUCAGUCUUUCCACAACUUCUAUCCAUUGCAACAUUGCUCUUGAUUCUUGUUCUCUGGAGCCAAGCCCUCCCCUCCCAAAAAAAAAAUCCCACCUUCUCACCCCAUCUUGAAUAUUUUGAAUGGGAUGUCCCAUUUGCAUCUCAAAUUUAAUUCAACAUGCCCCAAAUGACUCAUUCUUUUCCUUUAAGGUCUCCUGUUUUGAACUACCCUGUU